Molecule: messenger RNA, 1224 nt
Organism: Rotaria socialis
Lineage: Eukaryota; Metazoa; Rotifera; Eurotatoria; Philodinida; Philodinidae
Source: the annotation of a GenBank genome assembly
AUGAAAGAAAUUUCGCUAGUUUGUCUUUCAAUCCUUGCCAUAUGCUGGAGCAAUGUGGCUGGUUUUAAUUUAACAGAACAUCAUUUGACUAUUGAAGAACUGGCUCUUGAUGCGCAUUUUGUUGAAGAAUAUGCCAAAUGGUCACUCGAACUUUUUUCUCAGCCAGACUAUUUAUACGGUCCACCUUCACAACCUUUCCCUUGUACAACAGAGGCUAUGCAAAGUUCUGAAAUUCCCACAUCGGUUCAUGCUCUACGACCCGGUGAUAUUCAAUGUGUUGCAGCCUUGGGCGACAGUUUAACAGCAGGCAUGGGUGCUCACGCUAUUACUCCAGUCGGUGUUCUUUUAGAGAAUAGAGGUGUUUCCUGGUCUAUCGGUGGUGAUCAUACCUACGAGAAAGUAGUCACAUUACCGAAUAUUCUUCGUCUUUACAAUCCAAAAUUAAAAGGCUUUUCAACGAAAACUUCAAUAUCAUUUCUGAAUGGUCAAAAUGCAAAAAAUAACGGACUCAAUGUUGCCAAAUCGGGUGCUCGUUCUUAUCAUAUGGUUGAACAAGCUGAUCUUCUCUUAGAUCGUUUAAAGAAUGAGAAACUAUGCGAUUGGAACAAUGACUGGAAACUUAUUACAUUCUUUAUUGGAGGAAAUGAUUUGUGCGAUUUCUGUACGGAUUUAACUAAACAUGAUCCAGCCAAUUUUGUUGGAUGGAUUCGUGAUACACUCGACCGAUUGUAUAAUGCUAAUCUACCCCGUACAUUAGUAAAUCUUGUACUCGUUCUUGACGUUCGUUCUGUCAAAGAACUUAAAGAUGGCAAUUUUAUUUGUGGACUUCUUCACAAAUAUUUAUGUCCAUGUGCAGCAUAUCCUACAGAAGAACAAGAAAAAAUAUUAGCUGCAUGGAUUCCUCAAUAUCAACAAGGUCUUAUCGAUCUAGUGAAUACAGGUCGCUAUGAUGGCCGUGAAGAUUUCACUGUCGUUGUUCAACCAUUCUUGACACACACUCAGCCUCCUCGAAAAGCCGACAAAGACAACAAAAUCGAUUUCAGCUAUUUUGCUCCUGAUUGCUUUCAUUUUAGCGGCAAAGGUCAUUCAGUCGCGAGUUUGUCAAUUUGGAAUAAUAUGUUAGAACCGGUUGGCACGAAAAAAUCUUCAUGGCACAAAGAUGAAUCGUUCGAAUGUCCUACACAGGAUCAUCCUUUUAUCUAUACAUCGAAAAAUUCGGUUUAA